Messenger RNA from Apiotrichum porosum, 1335 nucleotides. RefSeq lists its product as uncharacterized. The record is from RefSeq and is a predicted model, not a curated record. Lineage: Eukaryota; Fungi; Basidiomycota; Tremellomycetes; Trichosporonales; Trichosporonaceae. The coding region runs from base 1 to 1335 and encodes 444 amino acids. The transcript has 2 exons.
AUGGGACGCACAGGCAGAGGCCCCUUCCCCCUCCCGUCGGCAGGCGACACCGACUCUCGCACACCUUACCAGUCCACAUACAACCUCCUCAUGACCAUGAGCGUAAAGUCGCCCAAAGGCCGCUGUGCCCAGUGCGUCGUUCGCGGUAGACCAUGCUACACCCUUCCCGCAGACGUGGACGGGCCUCGCACCUGUACCGAGUGCUUCAGACACGGCCGUGACUGCUGCUUUGACGAGGAGACUGCAGCGACCGACGAGCAGACCACGGUCGACCAGGAGGUGGCAGUUGAGGAAGGUUCUCCCUCGCCGGCUGAAAGCUCCGUGGCAUCAUCGCCUGAACCUGAGCCCCAGCCUCAGCCCCGGCAGCUCCCAUGGCUCGCCACCCCACCUACCCACAUUGUAAACGCCCACGACUUUCGUCACCUCAACACCUACUACCCCGUCCACGUUCAGCCCGCUUCCACCCUGAACGACGACCUGCAGCGCGCUGCCUUGCAGUCUGCUGCGUUGGAGACGGCGCAGCGACAGGCGGCCGCGCAACAAGCGCUGGCCAGUGGCAUUCCGCCGCCGGUGCCGACUGUGUCCCCUCGCCGCCGCCGCCGCGGGGCGGAGAGUGAGCCGGAACCCCAAAGGAGAAUGUACCACCCACUGUUCGUACCUGGACUUCACGCGCCGUCGCCAAUCCCACCCACCGCGGCGACCGUCCCCGCUCUCCCCGGCCACGGCCAGUCGGCUGGCGGGUAUGAAGGACCCCAGCGGUGGCGAGCUCACAUCGCCGGCGCUCCUCAUCCGACGACGUCUGCCGUGGCCGCCAACGCCGCGCCGCAGAUGUACACCCCGCAAAUGUACUACUACGUCGUAGCCAACACUGCUCCCUAUGACCCGGCCGAGCAGCACCGUACGCACCGCCGUCGCCACGACACCGGGGUAACCGUGGGUACGCCGGGCGACAGUGGCGAAGUUCCCAGCGGGGCUCCCAGCGCCUCACAGCAGACAAGGAAUGUCGACCUGUCGCGCUUCGGCAACCACGACUUUGGCAACGCCGAUGACUUCCAGCGUGGGGUGUUCAGGUUUGCUGCUCCCCGCUCGAGCUCGUCUGUGCAACCUUCUGCCAUGUCGCCUUGGCAGCCUUCCGUGGCCUCGUCUUUGCGACCUUCCUCUUCCUCGAGCUCUUCGGCUUUGUCAACGUCCAGCUCGAGCAUGGUCACUCCGCCCGACUGGAACAUGGACGACCUCCCGCCCGCGGCGACGACGCGUGUGUGGUACACGAGCACGUACCGACCCAGCGACCGCAGCGACGGUUCUGGCUCGCCCACGCCCGAUGAGGAAACUUGA